AUGAUGUCCAGGAUAUUGUUUCUAGUUUGUCUCAUCUCGGUCUUUAGACCUGCCCAGUCUGUUAGUUAUACAUGUCAAUUGCUUGGUAUAGGAUGUGAAACAACCCCAACGCCGUCAGGGAAUGAUCCUCUUUGUGCUAUUUUCCCAGACAGAUGUAAGAAAGUGACUGAACCAGCGUAUUGUAGUAUGCCAGCGCUUUGCAAACUAUGUCUUUCAAAAUGUGCAAACGUACCGGGUUAUGCAACAACUACUAUACCAACCACUCCAGAACCAACCACUCCAGAACCAACAACUCCAGAACCAACAACCCCAGAACCAACAACCCCAGAACCAACCACUCAAGAACCAACUACCCCAGAACCAACAACUCCAGAACCAACAACCCCAGAACCAACAACUCCAGAACCGACAACUCCAGAACCAACAACUCCAGAACCGACAACUCCAGACACAACAACUCCUGCAGAUACAACAACACCAGAGGCUACAACUCCUGUAGAUACGACAACUCCUGCGGCUCCACCAAUUCCUGCAGAUACAACGACUUCUGUGGCUACAACGACUGCUGUAGACACUUCAACCGCUGUAGAUACAACGACUCCUGUCGAUACAACGACUCUGGUAGAUACAACAACUCUGGUAGAUACAACAACUCCUGUAGAUACCACAACUCUGGUAGAUACAACAACUCCGACAGCGACGACUUCUGCUGCCACAACGACAACGGAAACUCCAACCACGACACCUACUCCUGACAAAUGCGAAUAUUCUAAAUAUGGUGCACCAAAGACAAGUCUGAUGAAAAGAAUUAUUGGUGGACAAGUUGCACAAGAAGAUAAAUAUCCGGGCCUUGUUUGUUUCCAGUCUCCGCUGUAUUCACCGGGUCCGAUUUCAACCUGUUUCUGUUCCGGGGUCGUCAUCGAUGAGACAACUAUACUGACGUCACUGGGAUGCUACACGUAUAUUGAAACUAUCCAAAGUCUUGAUAUGAUAGUUAGUACUGUUAUCGGUACACAUGACACGUCUAAGCAGGCUGGGACUGAGCAAACAAUUGUCUUGGAUAAGCCAUUGUCCUCCUCAAAUAUUGGUGAUUUGGUUGAAAUUAACUUAUCAACACCAAUUGUAUUUAACAGCACUAGUUCAGCACCUGCCUGUGUUAUUAACCCUCUAAUGACAGUAGACGAAUCUACUUGUAAACUUAUUGGUUAUGGUGAUAUAUAUCCAGGAUUUAAAAACACAAAUAUCCGAGAAGGAGAUGUAACUUUAGAUCUAUCUGGUGAAUGUACUACGGCUGUUAACAAUAUUUGCAAUACUGUGCCUGGAGGUUCUGUUGCUUGUACUGGAGAUGAUGGAGGAGCAGUAGUCUGUGAAGAAACGGAUACAAGGGAAUAUGUUACAGUUGGUAUUAUUGGUGCACCAUCAAAUAUCGGGUACAAAUUCAAAAUUCAUUAG
Messenger RNA from Lottia gigantea (owl limpet), 1452 nucleotides. RefSeq lists its product as hypothetical. The coding region runs from base 1 to 1452 and encodes 483 amino acids. Gene Ontology annotation, biological process: proteolysis. Lineage: Eukaryota; Metazoa; Mollusca; Gastropoda; Lottiidae. The transcript is spliced from 10 exons. Gene Ontology annotation, molecular function: serine-type endopeptidase activity. The record is from RefSeq and is a predicted model, not a curated record.